GGGCUGCGAGCAGGAAGUGGGAGUUGAGGAGGCCGUAGGCGGGCUGGCGGGAGGGCUGCAGCUGCCACUUUGGGAAGUCGCCACCACUGCUUUGGGCACCUGGGGAAAUGGAAGGCCCGGGACUGGGAUCCCAGUGCAGGAAUCACAACCAUGGACCCCACCCUCCAGGAUUUGGUCGACAUGGCAUCUGUGCACAUGAGAACAAAGAACUUGCAAAGGCAAAAGAAAUUCUUCCUCUUAUAGAGGACUCCAGUAACUGUGACAUUGUGAAAGCUACUCAAUACGGAAUUUUUGAACGAUGCAGAGAAUUGGUAGAAGCAGGAUAUGAUGUCAGGCAACCAGACAAAGAAAAUGUGUCGCUUCUUCAUUGGGCUGCUAUUAACAACAGGCUGGAUCUUGUAAAGUUUUAUAUUUCAAAAGGUGCUGUUGUAGAUCAGUUGGGAGGAGAUUUAAAUUCAACUCCUCUUCACUGGGCCAUCAGACAAGGGCAUUUAGCUAUGGUCAUAUUAUUACUAAAGCAUGGUGCAGACCCCACUCUCAUCGAUGGAGAGGGAUUCAGCAGUAUCCACCUGGCAGUGUUAUUUCAACACAUGCCUAUUAUAGCAUAUCUUAUCUCAAAGGGACAGAGUGUGAAUAUGACAGAUUUAAAUGGGCAAACACCACUCAUGUUAUCAGCUCACAAAGUACUUGGGCCAGAACCAACUGGAUUUCUAUUAAAGUUCAAUCCUUCUCUCAGUGUGGUUGAUAAAAUACACCAAAACACUCCACUUCACUGGGCAGUUGGAGCAGGAAAUGUUAACGCAGUUGACAAACUUUUGGAAGCUGGUUCUAGCCUGGAUAUCCGAAAUGUUAAGGGAGAAACACCUCUUGAUAUGGCUCUACAAAGCAAAAAUCAGCUCAUUAUUCACAUGCUAAAAACAGAAGCCAAAAUGAGAGCCAACAAAAAGUUGAGACUUUGGAGGUGGCUACAGAAAUGUGAGCUCUUCCUGCUGCUGCUGCUUUCUGUGAUUACCAUGUGGGCUGUUGGAUACAUACUGGACUCCAAUUCAGAUUCUUGGCUUUUAAAAGGAAGUCUUCUAGUAAUAAUGUUUUUUCUGACAUCUUUGUAUCCAAGGAUGUUGGUUGGAUAUAAAAGCCUUAUAUACUUACCAACAGUCUUUCUGCUAAGUUCUGUUUUUUGGAUGUUUAUGACUUGGUUUGUCUUAUUCUUUCCUCAUUUAGCAGGCACCCCUUUCUACUUCAUUUACAUUCUCAGCAUAGUAGCCUUCCUCUACUUUUUCUACAAGACUUGGGCUACUGAUCCAGGCUACACGAAGUCUUCUGAAGAAGAAAGGAACAUGAAUAUCAUCUCCCUUGCAGAGACAGGCUGUUUGGACUUCAGAACAUUUUGUACAUCAUGUCUUAUACGGAAGCCAUUAAGGUCCCACCAUUGCCAUGUAUGCAACUCCUGUGUGGCUCGAUAUGAUCAACACUGCCUGUGGACUGGACGGUGCAUAGGCUUUGGCAACCAUCACUAUUACAUAUUCUUUUUAUUUUUCCUUUCUGUCGUGUGUGACUGGAUUAUAUAUGACUCUUUUGUCUAUUGGUCCAAUCAUUGCACCACAACGUUCAAACAAGAUGGAUUAUGGACCUACCUCAAUCAGAUUGUGGCCUGUUCACCUUGGGUUUUGUAUAUCUUCAUGCUGGCCGUUUUCCACUUCUCAUGGUCAACAUUUUUGUUAUUUAAUCAGCUGUUUCAGAUUGCUUUUCUUGGCUUGACCUCCCAUGAGAGAACCAGCCUGAUGAAACAGAGCAGGCAUAUGAAACAGACCUUGUCCCUCAGGAGGACACCAUACAACCUUGGAUUUACUCAGAACCUUGCAGAUUUCUUUCAGUGUGGCUGCUUUGGCUUGGUGAAGCCCUGUAUGGUAGAUUGGACAUCACAGUACACCAUGGUCUUUCAUCCAGCUAAAGAGAAAGUUCUUCGUUCAGUUUGAAGAAAAGUACCCAAACGCUCACUCUGACUUGUUUUUGUUUAUAACGAUGCCUUGUGGUCCAAAAAUGAAGUGACUUAAGGUUCCCUUAAGCCCAAAGGAAAACACAGGUGGUUUUAAAAGCCAUUUGGGGAAAACAAGUUCUCAAGAAAGGCAUUGCACCUUUUUAGAUUUGGCAAGAUGGAUGAUGUUGGCACCCAUCUAAAAAACGUUUAUAUUUUUCACCAGAAAAUACAAGUUCCUUUUUUUGGAGAUGAUAUUCCCUAAUUAUGGAUAAAAUGGAAUAUUUUCAGAUACUGUAUUGGCUGUUUCAAAAUAGUUCUAUUCUUUAAACUUGUAAUUUUUGAUAAAUUAUUUGU
This is a messenger RNA of Orycteropus afer afer, 2332 nucleotides long. The record is from RefSeq and is a predicted model, not a curated record. Lineage: Eukaryota; Metazoa; Chordata; Mammalia; Tubulidentata; Orycteropodidae.